AUGGCGCCAGCAGCAGAAAAUGAAACGGCGACAGCUACGGUGCCGCCGCCAACAGACGCCGACGUCGAAGAUCAGCUCGACGCUGCGACAGAGACAACACCCGUCUUUCAAGAUGUGCAGUCCAAUGUACUACCGCAUAACAAGCUAAUGAUUGUGUUUCCGGUGCUUGCGCUCGCUCAGUUUACUGCGUACCUUGACCAGACGUCCAUUUCGGCUGCUGUACCGGCGAUCGGCCACGACUUGGCGCUGGGGCCCUCGCUCUCAUGGGUGGCCAGCAGCUACUUGCUGGCGACGACGUCGGUGCAGCUGAUCAAUGGGCGUCUCAGCGACAUCUUUGGGCGCAAACAGCUGCUUCUGUGCUCGCUGAUGGUGCUGGCUGCAGGUAAUCUCGCGGGAGGCUUUGCGCAGAAUGCGGGCAUGCUGUUUGUGUUUCGUGCCUUGAGCGGUCUUGGUGGAGGAGCCAUUACCGCCCUCGUACAAAUCAUCAUCAGCGACAUCACCACGCUGCAACAGCGUGGCAAGUACAACGGCUUUAUCGGCGUUGCUGUGGCGUGUGGUAGCGGCUUCGGACCGCUGCUUGGCGGUACCAUGACCAGCCGCAUCUCGUGGCGAUGGGCUCUGUGGUACGAUGUCCCAUGGCUAGUUGCCUUGGUUGCGCUGCUCUGGUAUGUGCUGCCUCCUAGCAGAGUGGGCGGCAAGCUGUCUACGAGACUGCGUCUAGUGGACUGGGCCGGGCUAGCGAUUAGCAUUGCUGCAGUGGUGCUUCUCAUGAUUCCACUGUCCAAGGGCGGCUCAACAUUUGCGUGGAACAGCUCCAUUGUCAUUUCGAUGCUUACGAUUGGCGCUGUGGCGCUGGUCCUGUUUGUGGCCGUCGAGUGGAAAUUCGCGGCCCUGCCGAUUAUGCCAUUGCAUCUGUACCGCUCCGACUACUCGUGCAACAUUGUCUUGGCGCAAAAUUUUGUCUACGGCAUCGUCUUCUGGGGCAAUCUCUUCUACGUCCCCGUGUACCUGGAGACGGUGCGCGGCUACUCGGCUAUUGCCGCGGGGGCCAUUAUGCUGCCCAUGGUCGCCACGCAAGGAAUUGGAUCCAUCCUGUCGGGGCUCAUCAUCACCAAGACGGGCCACUACAACCCCGUGAUGAUUGCCUCGCAGUUCCUGUGGGCAGCUGGAGCUGCCGCACAGGCCUUUUACUCAGCGACGACACCCGUGUGGGUGAUUUGCAUCGUGGGCUUCGUGCAAGGUCUAGGUACCGGCGGCUGCUUCCAGCCGAGUCUGGUAGCGCUGCUCUCGCACAGCCGGCGUGCUGACCGGGCCGUCUUGAGCUCGCUGCGCAACUUUCUACGGACGGCCGGCGGCACAGUCGGUCUAACAAUGGCGGGCGCGGUGCUCAACAACGUGCUCAAGGCGCGGCUUACCGGCGUGCUGCCAGCAGAGGCGAUUGAGCAGGCGGCGUCGGCGGCGUACGGGCUCGAGAACAUGGGCCUGACGCCGGGGCAGGUGGAGAUUGUGCUGGGGGCAUAUAUGCAGGGCAUCCGGAUAGUGUUUGUGGUGUAUGCGCCGUUGCUCGCGGCGUGUGCGGUGGCUGCGUGUCUCGUGCGGGAUGAGGGGUUGUCGGAGAAGGAUGCGCGCUCUGUGUCUCCAGCAUUAGCAGCAGCAGCAGCAGCAUCUGUGGGGGUAAAUCACGCCAGCAGCGAAGGCAUCGCCAUGACGGCAGCGGCGGUGGUAGUUGAGAAGCAGAUUCAGGCGACGGUAUCGCCACAGCCUUUACUAUUGCCGUCGGCAACGCCAUCCCGGCUUUAG
Molecule: messenger RNA, 1800 nt
Organism: [Torrubiella] hemipterigena
Lineage: Eukaryota; Fungi; Ascomycota; Sordariomycetes; Hypocreales; Clavicipitaceae
Source: the annotation of a GenBank genome assembly